AUGUUGGGAUGGGUGACUCGGUGCCUGCCAGGGUUUAGCAUCAUUGGACUAGUCAUUCUGCUAGUGUUUUCUUUUUCCAAUAUUCUUUCAUCGCAGCUCUGGAGAAGUGUGUUCCCACCAUGGGUUGGCCAGCCCUUCAAGGAAGGAUGGUGGAGCGGACUGAAUAUCGCCCAGGCAAUAUUUGUCGUAUAUGCGGUGGUCAUUCAUAUACAGAUGUCCAGUUUCACCCUGCGUCUAGCCUGGUCGAUCUUUCGAGUGACAGCAAAGACAAGAGAAGCUCUAGGGAGACGCCCAACGAAGAACUUCUCUGUCUCGCCAUCGCCAUCUGCCCAGGACGAGGGAUACAGCAGCCAGCCGAUCUCGCCGGUCUCGCUACCCUCUCCAGGCCCAUAUACCGAGAAAAUCAACCUUAUAAACAUAGGAAGCGACCCCAUCGAGGAUGAGUUAAUCCACGCUAUCAUUUUGCCAAAUUAUUGCGAGGGCCUUCACACCCUGGAAACGACCCUCAAGGUGCUGGCCAGUCACCCUCGGGCCAAGUCACAAUAUGAAGUGGGUUAG
Penicillium pulvis is the source of this 558-nucleotide messenger RNA. RefSeq lists its product as uncharacterized. Lineage: Eukaryota; Fungi; Ascomycota; Eurotiomycetes; Eurotiales; Aspergillaceae. Bases 1 to 558 code for a protein of 185 amino acids. The record is from RefSeq and is a predicted model, not a curated record. The transcript has a single exon.